AUGGUUCCACGAACUAGAGCCACCGAGAGUUCAGCUCUACGACUGAUACCUACCGAGGCGGGUCCCUCGGGUCCCUUGGACCCUACUCGUCCUACGAUUGAACCAGAGAUCUCGAACGAGGAUACCUUUAAGGAGAUCGAGCCCGGAGGGGCUGCGACUCCGCUGCGGUCCGAGAACGAGGAGGAAGAUAUAAGCACUCAUGGGGAACAGCUACGUCGUCUCCUCGCUGAGCGAGAUAACCUCGCAGCGCAGGUGAAAAUUAUACGAGUACAAUUAGAUAUAGAAUAUCUGAAAGAAGAGAAGGCUAGCAACCAACUAAAACAGUUUUUCCCGAUUCUAGACACAACGCUUUUGACUCGUAAGCGAUAG
Molecule: messenger RNA, 369 nt
Organism: Exophiala xenobiotica
Lineage: Eukaryota; Fungi; Ascomycota; Eurotiomycetes; Chaetothyriales; Herpotrichiellaceae
Exons: 1
Coding region: 1-369 (122 amino acids)
Source: RefSeq, a predicted model, not a curated record